AUGUACUUUUCUGUACGCAGUUACUGGCGCGGUUUUUUUGCAGCCUGCUGUGGUGCAAUAACGACUCGACUUUUGAGAGGAUUUGUUGCUCAGACCGAAGUUACCGUCAAUGCAUUCUUUCAAACGAGCUUUGCACCUGAUGCUUUCGUCGUCAAUGAACUCCCUCUAUUUGUGGUUCUUGGAAUACUUUGUGGUAUUUUGGGAGCUAUGUACAUAUCACUCUAUCGAACCAUUGUAUUGUUUCUGCGAAACAACAAGUACGCCAAGGAGGUAUUCCAACAACACUGGAUUGUUUAUCCUAUUUUCGUGCCGCUUUUAUUUAGCACUAUUUCGUUUCCCCUUGGGCUGGGAAAAUUUUCUACAGGA
Messenger RNA from Cooperia oncophora, 366 nucleotides. NCBI's taxonomy places the organism in Eukaryota, Metazoa, Nematoda, Chromadorea, Rhabditida, Trichostrongylidae. The record is from the annotation of a GenBank genome assembly.